UUCUACCAUAUAACAUACCAUAAUUUGUGAUUCCAAAAACCAAUGGUUUUCAAAACAAAAAUAUUUUAAUAAAAACACAAAAAAAUAAAGAAAAUUGGAAGUAUUCAAUUGUAUUCAAUACAAUGGGAGAUGAAAAGCAACCGGAUGAAAUUUCGCAAACAGAGUCAGACACUCCAAAAGAAGUUGACCAGAAAGAAAAUGGUGAUAACAUUAAAUCUGACAAAGUUAAAGUUGACAUUUUACUAAAAGCAACUGGUAAUGCUCCUAUAAUGAAGAAAAAGAAGUGGGCUGUUGAUGCGGAAAAGCCGAUUGGCUGGAUAAUGGAGUUUGUCAAGAAAUAUCUCAAGUUGGAACCUGAAGAGAAACUGUUUCUCUAUGUGAAUCAAACCUUUGCACCAUCACCAGAUCAAAUAAUCAAGAAUUUGUACGAAUGCUUUGGCACAGACGGCAAACUGGUGCUACAUUACUGCAAGAGUCAGGCUUGGGGCUGAUUGUGAUGAUUACUUCAUAGAGUCAUAAUUUAAGAGGCUGUAAUAUUGCCAUUUUCAUUUUUUUUACAAGUACCUACUUUACAAGUUUUUUAUCAAACUUCUGUCAAAACUUGUGUUUUUGAAGUAAACAAGUCUAAAUUAAAAAUUUAUAACACCCCCGA
Molecule: messenger RNA, 652 nt
Organism: Maniola jurtina (meadow brown)
Lineage: Eukaryota; Metazoa; Arthropoda; Insecta; Lepidoptera; Nymphalidae
Gene: Atg12
Product: autophagy protein 12-like
Exons: 3
Coding region: 123-491 (122 amino acids)
Biological process (GO): autophagy of mitochondrion; autophagosome assembly; C-terminal protein lipidation
Cellular component (GO): Atg12-Atg5-Atg16 complex; cytoplasm; phagophore assembly site membrane
Source: RefSeq, a predicted model, not a curated record